CAGAGUAAUACUUUAUUGAUUUCCUUUUCUAUCGAAACGUAAACAAACAAUUUUAUUUUGUUUUAUUCAAUGAAUUAAACAAUAUAAUAUCUUAUUCUUUUCACUAGUUUGUUUGUAAUUUAGAGUUUUUCCAAACUAAAACCUAUUUUAAUUUAAAGAAACUAUAAUUGUAGCUCGGCAGCGUAAAAAAUCGUAUCAAAUAAGAUGAUAGCAUGCUUCUUUAUAAGAAGUAGACUAACUUUUUAUGUAGGAAGUUUGACAUGCCUGUAAGAAAACAACAAAAACAGUUGAGGAAUUAAGUCCAUGGUGAAAUAAAUUCUUUUGAGCGCCAACUUAAAAAUCUAAUUGAAAAUCUUUGAAGAAAUGCUGCGUAAUAGUCAAAUAUCCAUGAAAACAUGCAGUUUAUGCAGAAAAUCUUCUGAAGCUGAAGGUAUAGCACUGGUUUAUUUUGGGGAUUGGAUGCAAAAGAAAGAAGUUCUUGUACACUAUUACUGCUUGUUACUAUCCACCCAUUUACCGCAACGAGGAGAAGAUCACAGUGGUAUUUUGGGUUUCCUACUGCGUGAUGUACGUCAAGAAAUUGCCCUAGCUAAGAAACGUAAAUGCAAAUAUUGCUUUGAGUUUAGUGCAACUAUACAAUGUUGUAAGUGUAAGGAAUAUUUUCAUAUAACUUGUGGUCAUACCAGUAAAUGCCUUUCGGAAUUUGUGGGUGAAUUUAAAUCCUACUGUCAUACUUGUCUGCCAAAUGAUAAAUUUCAAAUGGAACUAUUUGCCCGCCAACCGCCCAAACCUACCGAAAUGUGCCUUAUUUGUGCUCAGGCAAUGGGUGCAAAUCUCAGAGGUUGCAUUUAUGCCAAAUGCUGUGGCAAUGGUUAUGCCCAUUCGAAAUGUAUGAAAAUAUAUGCCCUAUCUGCUGGUUAUUAUCUAACUUGUAUUUGGUGUAAAGAUAAACGUUUUCGUGAAGACGUUAAGUAUCAGGGUGUGUUUGUGCCGGAUCGUGAGGCAAAUUGGGAAAAGGAAAAGGGAGCUUAUGUUGAAUUGUAUAGAAGUCAUAAACGUUGUGAUAUGGAAGUGUGUAAUUGCCCUAAAGGAAGAGAUUAUAUAAAUGCAAAAAAAUGGCAACUUAUAAUUUGUAAAUUUUGUGGUGCCUUCGGUGCCCAUAAUCCCGCUUGUAUACCCGGCUUUGAGGACUGUAAAGAAAAGGUACAGGAAUUUAAAUGUGAUGUUUGUUCUCUAACAGAACAAACUGUUCAUCAUAAAACGAUGAGUGGCUUAGCUGCACAUGAUUUAUUAGACACCUCGCUGUAUGUUAAUAAAGAGAGCACGACUGCUGAAGCGGGAUCAGCAAUAACUACAAUAGCACUAAGUCAAUCUUUUAGCACAAAUAAUAACUAUAAUGACAGCACUGCGUCACAGGACACGAUUAUUGAUGUUAAUUUACUAAAGCGCAAUAACUUUGUAAUAAACAAUAGUAAAUGUGCUAAUGAUGGGGCAAAUAUACAAAUUGCUGCUGGUAUUUAUACCCUAACACAAAGUCCACAAGUUAGCCAACAUCUGGGAGAGUCGGAGAAGGCUGCUGUAGAGAUGUUACAAGAAGAAACAACAGUAGCAGAUAGUGAUGAUAGUGCUAUAGCUGAUUUGUUAGUAGAACAGUUUUUAGAUAUGUUUGAAGCAAAGGAUUAAAUUUUUUUUUAAUUAAAAUUUCUUUUUGUAAGUACAUAAUAUAUUGUUUAAUUUUCUAAUAAUAUGGUAUGAACCAUACGCAAUAUUACGGUGCCCAAAUUAGACUCCAAUGAUACUGUAAUUCAGUCUAUAG
Messenger RNA from Lucilia sericata (common green bottle fly), 1816 nucleotides. RefSeq names its product PHD finger protein 7. Bases 364 to 1683 code for a protein of 439 amino acids. Gene Ontology annotation, cellular component: nucleus. The record is from RefSeq and is a predicted model, not a curated record. The transcript is spliced from 3 exons. Lineage: Eukaryota; Metazoa; Arthropoda; Insecta; Diptera; Calliphoridae.